AUGGCGUCUAAAAGGUCAAAAAAUGCAAAAAACUCAAAAAAAAGAAAGCAAGCAUUUGAUAUUCCUGAAGGACAAAGAAGAAAACAAGCACUUGACGUUCCUGAAGGACAGAAUGAAAGCCAACAAAAUAUAUUUGCACAAAUGUUAUCAGUAGAAUCUUCAGAAAUUCCUAAAGAUCAGCGUACAGAUCGUGAAAAAUCACCUACUGGUCCUUUCGUACUCGUUACUCCAUUUGAUGUAGAUCGUGAAAGAUCUUUAGUUAAAUCUGUUUAUUUUACUCCAGCAAAUCGUGAGAAAUCCUCAACAAAUCGCGAGAAUUCUUUAGUCAGGACUGCACAUACUGAAACUUCCAUUUCAACUACAUUGACGCCAUCUGUAACUCCUAUGAGUUAUGAAAGAACUUCGAGAAUGCCAACUCCCAUACUUAGUCCAAUGCAAAUUGACCUUGAUAAAGAAAUUGAUUAUUAUAACGUCGAUGACGAUGAUAACGAAGAACAAAAUGAUAACCGCGAUAAAAGUGAUACCUGUGAGCCUUUACCAAAACCACAUAAUGUAGAGGGUGAACGUUACCUAACUGUGAAAGAGUUUAAUUAUGCCAUGAAUACAUUAGAUGGAAAGCGCGUUUAUAAAAAUGUAGCUAAAGAAUUUAUUCCAACGUCUUUAUAUCUUUCGGAUAUAGAGUACCGAAAGGCUUUAGAAACAUAUUUAUCUAAACAUGCAGAACAUUACAUUAAAAAUAUUGGGCAAAAUGCGUGGAUUUCUUUAUUUUCAGAUAAGUUGUUGGCAGAGAUAAAAACUAAAUGCAGAAGCAGGAGAAAUGAUUUUGCCGCAAGUAUCAGGAGUGCCAUGUUUUCCGUCUUUGGAGAACAGCGAUUGGAACGCAUAGAUAACAAUUCUUCUUCUAUGAAGAUCGCUGAAUGGAAACAGAAUCAAAAAACGCGUAAUGCGUUUUAUGAACUUUUCAAAAAUCACGAUAUUCUAACAAAAAUUGGCCAUUUGGUUUUCAAACAGUAUAGGGAUAAAGAACUUCAUUUUACGCAUUGUGCGUAUAUUUUAUCAAUAUGUGACAUCUUGUUAAAUCCCAAUAACUAUAGUAUUAAGUGUAAUAACAAGUCUGUUACGAAAAGAGUCGAAUUUUUUCUACAAGCGUUUAGAAAUAAAAUGCAAAUAACUCUUCAAAUAAUGGAGGAAUUAGCUGAAAAAGAAGUGAAAGAAGUUAGUCAAAAAACCGAUCAAUACGAGUCAGCAGUCGCAGAAGAGAGCAGCGAUUCGGUUGAAAAUGAAAAUUAUGAUGAUUUUAUUAAUAAUCUAGAUUCGCAAUUUCCUCAGGAUUAA
This is a messenger RNA of Rhizophagus irregularis DAOM 181602=DAOM 197198, 1335 nucleotides long. RefSeq lists its product as uncharacterized. The record is from RefSeq and is a predicted model, not a curated record. NCBI's taxonomy places the organism in Eukaryota, Fungi, Glomeromycota, Glomeromycetes, Glomerales, Glomeraceae.